AUGAGGCAGGGCGAUGAGAUACGAGCUAUCCAAGAUGGCAAUCGUAGAUGGAUUACUAUCCUCGCGUGUAUCUGUGGCGACGGCAGCUUGCUGCCGCCAGGUAUCAUCUACGAGGGCAAAGCUGGCAGUUAA
This is a messenger RNA of Pyrenophora tritici-repentis Pt-1C-BFP, 132 nucleotides long. NCBI's taxonomy places the organism in Eukaryota, Fungi, Ascomycota, Dothideomycetes, Pleosporales, Pleosporaceae. The record is from RefSeq and is a predicted model, not a curated record.